UGACAGACAUGACUCAGGGCUUACCUAAGUCGCUCCGUCGUUUUGCGCAUGCGUACCCAAACAGGGGAUGUCAAAGAAACGAAACAGCUCGCUCGGAAACUACAGCCUCAUGAAGCGGUGACGAGCAGCUGAAGGUGUGCGGUGUUGUCGCGGUGUUUUAUUCUGUUCGCGGUACUCGCCGGCGGUGACCGGAACAGACUCCUUUCGGUUGUCGGGGAAACUUUUUGAGUUGGUCGGGAGAAACAUGGUUAGCUAGCAGCUAGCAGAGUGAAGUCGGACGUCAGUUGGCGGGUCGUUGUCAGGAGCCAGCUGACAGUCCAUCACAUGAUUCCAGCGGCGGAAAGCAGAGCCGGAGCCUGAACUUCCUCGUGUUUUCUUCGUGUGUAGUUUUCACCCUUGGGGUGUUCCACGGAUCCUUUAGAAACUACAGCAUCCGUAAACACCGGCAUGUUUGGGAAAAAGAAGAGAGCGCCAAUGCCCAAGGGGCAGGGGGCUGCCGCGGCCAAACAGAUGGGUCUGUUUGUUGACAUGGACCCUGAGGAGAUGAUGUCAGGCAUGGAGGAAAACCUGGACGACCCGGACCUGGAGGCUGAGCUGGCAGCCAUUACUGGAGAUGCUCCUGCAGGAAGAACGAAGCAGAGGGGCAAGAAGCCCCUUCCUAUGGAAGACAUCGCGAAAAUGGCUGAGGAAUGCAUGAAAGACCUGAAUGAAGAGGAUGAUGAUGAUGUUGAAGAUGAUGAAGAUCUUUUGGCAGAGCUACAGGAAGUGGUGGGUGAGCAGGAAGGUGAGGUUGAAGAAACGUCUCCCUCCACUUCCUGUCCAACUGCUGAGUGCAGUGAAGCAUCAACAGAGGAGUCCUCGGUGGAGCAGGAACUGAAGGUGUCAUCUGCAGCACCUGGUACCCUCCAGCACACUGUGGAGCAGAGGCUGCUCAUGUACAGGACAGCUCUGCACAAUGCCAAGGCUGCUGGUGAAACCUCCAAAGCCAGGAGAUACGAUCGCGGCCUGAAGACUCUGGAGUCAAUGAUGGCUGCUGUCAAAAAGGGAAAGCCCAUAAACGAGGCGGAGAUUCCUCCACUCGUUGCCACCGGAGCUUCAAGCACUGCGCCUCCUCCUGCUGUCCCCGCCAGGCCUGCUCCCCCUGUUCCUGCAGCCCCCGAGCAGAAGCAGCAUGUGGAGUCGGAGGACCCCACAGCACUUCCUGGUGUGCCCGAUUCCAUAACACCCAGCAGUGAAGAGGAGCAGUCUUCCUCUGCAGCUCCACUCUCUGUCAGCAGCUCAUCUUCUCCAGAGGAGCAACCUGAGGGAGCUUCGGACUCCUCGCUGUCCAGACAGCCCGCCGGAAGUGAUGAAACCAAAAGUCUAAUAUUGGAGAGACAGAGAGAGUACAAAGCAGCUGCUCUGAGGGCAAAGAAGCAGGGAGACCUGGAGAAAGCCAAGCUUUACUUCAGGACUAGUAAGAAAUUCGAUGCAGUGAUCGAGGCGCUGGAGAAAGGACAAGCUGUUGACCUCAGUGGUCUUCCUCCUUCUCCAGGACAGGAUGCAGAAGAAAACUCUGCUGCAGGGAAAGAGCCCACACUUGUGCCCACUGCACCUGCAGCCUCCGUGGCCCAGUCUGCCCCUUCUGCCCCCAAGGAUGUUCUGGAGGCUCUUGAGCAGAGAAGAGCCAAGUAUGAGGAGGCGUCUGCUCAGGCCAAAGCGAGCGGAGAUGACCGCAAGGCCCGCAUGCACGACCGGAUCGCUAAGCAAUAUCAAAGUGCCAUACGAACUCAUAAAGCAGGAAAACCCGUCAACUUCGAUGAGCUGCCUGUUCCUCCAGGCUUUCCUCCGAUCCCAGGCCAGAAGACUGCAGGAGCUGAAGAAGGUUUUAUUGCUGCUCUUGAAGCUGCCAACAAGCUUGCUUCCACUGACGCUGCUGGAGGGGAAGAGGAUGAUGAUGAUGAUGAGGAAGAGCUGAAGGCUGCUGCUCCAGAGAGGGCCAAAAGGCCCACACUGGAGGUCCCAGAGGCAGUUCAGGGGCAGAAAAGACCGUCAUCCACCUCCCCGGACAGAACCGCUCAGAGUGACGGCCUUUCACCUGCAGCGGUUCAGCAGCUGGAGUUCCUGGAGAACCGGAAGAAGCAGUACAUGAAGGCAGCUCUGCAGGCGAAGCAGAAGAACGACAUGGAGCAGGCGAAGAACCUCCUCCGCACUGCCAAAGGCUUUGACCCCAUGAUCGAGGCGACGCGCAGCGGGAAGUCUGUGGACAUCAGCACGGUGCCGUCGCCUCCUGGUGAUGAAGAGGACGACUUCAUCCUGGUGCAUCACAGCGAAGUCCAGCUCUCACAGAAAGCUGAAGAGGCUUACUCACAGCUCGCCAAGAUGCUGAAAGAUCAGCAUGAGAAAUGUUUGACUUACUCCAAGCAGUUUACACACCUGGGAAACGUCGCAGAAACUACAAAGUUCGAGAAGAUGGCCGAGGACUGUAAGAAAAACAUGGAGUUCCUGAAGUUGGCUCAGGCCAGGGGUCAGCCACCUCCUAAAUAUCACUUUGAGGAGAAAUCCUUUCGCACCGUCAGAAUCUUUCCAGAUCUGAGCGGCACUGACAUGGUGGUCAUCAUUGUGAGAGGAAUGAAUCUUCCUGCUCCUAACGGAGUCCAGUCCAACGAUCUGGACGCGUACAUCAAAUUUGACUUCCCGUACCCGAGCUCGGAACAGCCACAGAGACACAAAACCACGGUGGUCAAGAACACUAACUCUCCAGAAUACAAUCAGAGCUUCACGCUGUCCAUCAACCGGACCCACCGAGGCUUCAAGAGGUUGGUGGCCUCCAAAGGCUUCAAACUGGAGCUGCUGCACAAAGGGGGCUUCCUGCGCUGCGACAAGCCGAUCGGAACGGCGCUCGUCAAGCUGGACAAGCUGGAGACACAGAGCGAGAUCAGGGAGAUCGUAGAGGUGAUGGACGGCCGCAAGCACACAGGCGGACGAGUGGAAGUCCGAGUACAACUGAGGGAGCCUCUGAGCGGUCAGGACAUCCAGACCAGCACAGAGAGGUGGCUGGUGAUAGACACCUAACAGGUAAAGAAACUUCCUGGAGCCCCUUCAGGACAGAAGCGGGUUUGUUUCUGUGGACAACCCCAGACUGGACUAAACUGGUGUUUGAUCACUGGAGCUUUGGCACUUUACAAACGUGUCCACUAGGGGGAGACAUGGAGCACGGAUCUUCUGCAGGACCUCUGGCUUCAGCAAAGAGCUCCUAAAACCAGAGACAACCAGGAUCACCGCUGCCUUGAUUCUCCGACGCGGAGCCCUGCCGGCGCCGGACUCACCUUAACGUUUCACACCUGCACCUAUGCACUAACACCAAAGUAAUCCGAGCUGCUGGGACCGCUUUGAAAUCACCAUAGCUGCCAGACCUGUUCAAGUGAUGCAAGACGUUUAUCUGUGUGUACAGUGCAGGAGGCCACUCCUGUUGAGAUUUGGUCACCUGUUGGAGGUGUGGGAGAGAGGCUGUUAAGGUGGAAUUACACUUCUUUUUUUAUUUCAACUGUGGUGAGUUAGCUUUCACUGAAUUCCAGAAAAUCCAUGCCAAUGAUGGAGCGAGCGAUCACUGGGAGUUUGGAAUUGUUUCCUAGUUUUUGAUAGUUUUCUAAGAUUAUGUGAAACUUCUAAACCUCUCAGCUUUUAGCAAAUCUGUGCAAAAAAACAACAAAGACUUCAGUCUGUUCAUGCUUGAAGUUAUAAACUGAACUACCACUGAAAAGGUCUUCACUCAUGUUCAAACCUUUUCUGUCAGGAAAUUAUUUUUUCUUUUCAAAGUAAAAGCUUUUUAUUAAUCACUUAUUGAAUGAGCUGGAUGAUGGAAAUACAAGAACCUUCGGAAAACUUGUUUGAUUUGUAAACAACUUUUCCUUUAGGGUUGGGAAAAUCAUUUUUAGUCAAAAAGUGGUCGAGAACUUUAUAUUUCUAGUGAACUGACACCUUGAAGUGAAGAUUAUUUCGUACUAAAGGAAGCCAUAACUGAGCCAAGUGCAGCUUUACCUCAACACCAACAUUUCUGUCAGAUCCAUCAUCACUCAUUUUAGUUCUGAUCACCUACAGCGUCACGACUUAUGUGUUUACGUUUCUAAAAUUAUUUAAUAGAAUCAGAUUCGGCUUUUAUGCCAAGUGUGCUUCUAGAACCAAUAAAGUCUUUGCUCUAAAA
Messenger RNA from Oryzias melastigma (Indian medaka), 4183 nucleotides. RefSeq names its product coiled-coil and C2 domain containing 1B (gene cc2d1b). Bases 448 to 3054 code for a protein of 868 amino acids. Gene Ontology annotation, biological process: regulation of transcription by RNA polymerase II. Lineage: Eukaryota; Metazoa; Chordata; Actinopteri; Beloniformes; Adrianichthyidae. Gene Ontology annotation, molecular function: DNA-binding transcription repressor activity, RNA polymerase II-specific; RNA polymerase II cis-regulatory region sequence-specific DNA binding. Gene Ontology annotation, cellular component: nucleus. The transcript has 24 exons. The record is from RefSeq and is a predicted model, not a curated record.